Messenger RNA from Seminavis robusta, 731 nucleotides. Lineage: Eukaryota; Bacillariophyta; Bacillariophyceae; Naviculales; Naviculaceae. The record is from the annotation of a GenBank genome assembly.
CAAUCCAAAACUGCUAUAAAAACAAGCAACAAUCUAAAAAAAUCUGUAAUAACAUCAUGAUCCUCUAUUAUGGAGCUACUACUUUGUCCUUCAUGCUCAAAGGAGUGUACAACACAUGCAAACGAACUAUCGAAAAUCGCAAGGCACGAAAGCAAGGAAACAUCGUUGAGGAGGUAGAGCCAGUGCCAGUGCCGGUGCCUGUCCCUGUAGUCAUUGGAUCCUCAAAGAAAGAACUCCCUGAAGAAAUUGAAGCGCAAGACAUCUUUGCCCGAGUAUCUGUAAAGCCCGGCAAGAAGAACAGGGACAAGGCACUCGCACAACAUCUAUCCAGUGCCCUGCAAGCACAACUUUCCUCGGCACAUGGGCCCUUGGCUACAAGAGUGGAUACAGCCAAAGUUAUUCUGGAGGUGAAAAUAACUGCUGCGUCCACUGGAAGCAAGAAAGAAAUGGCUGCUACAUUAGAACUUGAAUUUUCAAUCUACAAACCCACCCAAAAUGGUCGAAUAGAAUACAAAAGUGGCUAUGGCAGCUACGUUGAUCUGCGUGAGGGAUCUGGCAAAGAUUCACUGAUUGUCAUUCUUCCAGAAAUGGCCCAUAAACUGCUUCAGCAGGUGCUCUAAGAAAUGUUCCAUAAAGGUUCAACCUCGUCAUAGUGUCCAGGCUGUUUUCAGUUAUUAGUAGUAAGCUCCACAUAAUGCAUUGCAUAAUGCAAUAAGUUGCUUUGUUCCUCC